AGUAGGACGAACAAGCAGGGACGGGGAAGUGAAACAGUCUGGAGACAGAAGCCAAAAGAGAAAAAGAACAGAAACUAUAAGUUUUUUUUCUUCAUUACUCUGGACUGUGAAGACCUGAGAGAACUGACUUGGUCAGGGGUGAAAACUAGAGAAACAGGGAUGAAUGUGACUAAACUACUGUACCUUUGAUUGGUUUAAUUAAUCCAACACUUACUGUAGAUUCUGUUUGACAACUACUAAAAAGUGCAGACUCCAGUCCUGAUUGGAUGCUUAUUUCAGAAUGACAGCAGAAGACUCAGCCGCUGCCGUUGCUAUGAGUAAUCCUAGCCCUUCCUCCACUUCUAAGGCCUCCUCAGGGCAUCCUCAACAUCACAGCUCCAUUCCAGAGGGUGUGGCUGGGGCCCCCAACGAAGCUGCACUUUUGUCCUUAAUGGAGCGGACAGGCUACGGAAUGGUGCAAGAAAAUGGACAGCGCAAAUAUGGCCCGCCACCUGGCUGGCAAGGCCCCGCCCCCCAACGUGGCUGUGAAAUAUUUGUGGGUAAAAUUCCACGUGACGUUUACGAGGAUGAGCUUGUGCCAGUAUUUGAAAGUGUAGGACGGGUCUAUGAGAUGCGCCUGAUGAUGGACUUUGAUGGGAAGAACCGUGGUUAUGCAUUUGUCAUGUACACACAGAAGCACGAGGCUAAGCGAGCUGUUCGUGAACUCAAUAACUACGAAAUUCGCCCAGGAAGGUUGCUAGGCGUUUGCUCUAGUGUAGAUAACUGCCGCCUCUUCAUUGGUGGAAUUCCCAAAACCAAGAAACGUGAGGAGAUCCUGGAGGAAGUUUCCAAGGUGACAGAGGGGGUACUGGAUGUGAUCGUGUAUGCAAGUGCGGCAGAUAAGUUGAAGAAUCGUGGUUUUGCCUUUGUAGAGUAUGAGUCUCACCGUGCUGCUGCUAUGGCCAGAAGAAAGCUCAUGCCAGGACGAAUUCAGCUCUGGGGACACCAGAUUGCAGUUGACUGGGCUGAACCUGAGAUUGACGUUGACGAGGAUGUCAUGGAAACAGUAAAGAUUCUAUAUGUGCGGAACCUGAUGAUAGAGACCAGCGAGGAGACUCUGCGCCAAACCUUUGGCCAGUUCAACCCUGGCUGUGUAGAACGUGUCAAGAAAAUCCGAGACUACGCCUUUGUUCACUUUGCCAGUCGAGAUGAUGCUGUGGUUGCAAUGGACAACCUGAACAGCACAGAGAUCGAAGGUUCUCUUAUCGAAGUGUCCCUGGCCAAGCCUGUGGAUAAGGAGCAGUACACUCGUUAUCAGAAGGCAUCGAAGGGAACACCGGCUGUGACGACUGUCGACAACACCCCACAAAGUUACAUGUAUCAGUGUGACCCAUAUACACUCGCCUAUUACAGCUAUCCCUACAACACACUCAUUGGACCCAACCGAGACUACUUCAUCAAAGCAGGUACUGUAAGAGGCCGUGGUCGUGCUGGGGCUGGUAACAGGGGCCCAGGGCCCCGUGGCUCAUACCUUGGUGGCUAUUCAGCUGGCCGAGGCAUUUACAGCCGCUACCAUGAAGGAAAGGCCAAACUGCCGGACAAACCUUAUGAGAUCAUGACCAAUUUAGAGCUGGCAGCUGUGAACCAAGUCGGCAUGAAGCCUGGCACAAUGGCUCUUCCAGCUCUUGGUGCCCAGUACCCUGCUAUGUUUUCUGCUGCCCCAGCAACUAAGUUAAUGCAGGACGGGAAGAUGCAUCCAGUGGAGCACCUGAUAAACCCUCUGGCCCUUCAGCAUGACCCCAAUGCUGCCCAGGCUACUGCGGCUGUCAUACCUGCAGUCUCCACGCCACCUCCUUUCCAGGGUCGUCCUAUAACUCCUGUCUAUGCCAUGGCUCAUAAUGUCCAGAGGAUCCCAGCAGCAGCUGCUAGUCUGUAUGGGGCUGGGUACAUGCCUAUAGCUGCCCACACCAACACUGCCACUCUGGCAGCACUGCAGAAGAAUGCUGCCGUGGCAGCUGCAGCCUAUGGAGGAUACGCCGGGUACAUGCCCCAGGCCUUCCCUGCCACUGCCACCUUCCAUAUGCCCAUUCAUGAUGUAUACCAGACCUACUGAGAUAUCAUCAAUCAAAAUGACCUGCAGUUACACACACCACACCAGCACAGACCAGCAAGCCUUCAUGCUACAUCUAUGAGGUCUUCUGGCUAAUUGAACCACGCCGAGUGACACUGACAUACUCGCAACAAAAACUAACAUUUUCUGACUCAUAUCUAAAUCCCUGGACACCUUUAGAUUCCUGCACAAGUUAAUGCUGGCAGCAAGGAUGUAGAUCACUUUUCACUAAUCCCAAAUUUACUGAACUACACUCAUAGACACCUCUCUGGCCUACAUUUAGUAACCUAGACAUGUGACCUAGACUUCUAAUCUACUGAUUUAGACCAAAGCCACUUAUAAUUCUACUGAUCAUCUUAUCAAUAUGCCUUGUGCUCUAUUUUCAUCUCUGUUCCCUUUGUGUUAUAUGUCUAUGUGGACACAAACCCCUGCAAUGUGACCCAAGCACCACCUACUUUUCCCUCUAGACAAAUGAAAAACAGCUGAAAUCUGUCAGUCAACCCCACUAAUGAAGAUGUUCACCAGACUUACUCUGAUUCAGAAGCCAUCACACAACUAAAUGAAUGACAAAUCAAUCUCGUCUUCUCUCAUACUCCCUAUUCAGAUCCCCUCAAGAGGCAUAUGACAUGAUUACAUGUUUUAUGAUUCCACAGAGGCCUUUAACAACCUUGUUUAUUAGUUUAGCACCACUGUGUACUGGAUACAGCAGUGGACUGACUCUGGGUGAUUUGUUAGUGCAUUCAUAUGAAGAAAUUUAGCAUUUAAGACUUGCAAGGUUACACCUACUGACAUAUCACUGUCUUCCGCACAAAAUCCAGUGGAUAGCCAUCAGCCAGAGUAUUUCUGUCCCUUUAGGGCCGCCGUACACCAAACACUCCUAAUACCACUCCUGUGCCUUCAUGGCCAAAAGAAUACUGAAGGAACAUUGUAGUAUUUGUGGACUUUGAAAGAAUGUAUUUAAUGCCUCUCUUUGCUUAAAUACUUUUGUGAAAAAAACUAUAAAACUGUAAAAAGAACAAAAAACAACUUCUGAGCAGAAGCUUCAACAACUACAGAAGUAGAAGAUUUUAAGUGUUUCCUGAAAAUGUUGUAUUUUGAGUUAAUGAUAUAUAUAUGCGAAAUGUUUUGUUUUGAAGAUGCCUGAAUUUUCCGUCCACUGGGUUGCCCGCCUGCGAGUUUAGAUGAGAAUAUUUGCAUUUAUUUUUCUCCUUUACUGUUUAUGACAAUAGUUUGCUUUUGCUAUUUUAUAUUUAGAUUAUUUUAAAAUUUUAAUAUUUAGUUGUUUUUAUUGUCUGGAAGAUUUUUUUGCUAAACUGGGAGAAAUGAAAACACAGACCAUAUAAACAGAUUAUGACUUAAACAAGAACCAAACAAUGACUAGUCAUUCUGUUUUAAAAGCAACUGUUAAUUCCACAACAGAGUUGAGCCUCUGGUGAAAUGCAUUAUAAAUAAUUUCAUUAUGAGAGUCUUCAAGAACAUAUGCUGAAUGACAGUUGUUGGGUGAUAAUACAUUUUAAAUACACAAACUGGACUGAUAAAAAAGUAGCUGGGUAGAAGAUACAGUAUAGCAUAAUUUAUAAUAAAGUAUUUCUACCAACUGAAAUUGGUUGUGCUGGUGGUUUAUAGUUAAAGGGAUAGUUCACCCAAAAAUGAAACUUCUCUCAUUAUUUACUCACCCUCAUCCCAUCCCAGAUGUGUAUGACUUUCUUUCAUCUGCUGAACACGAAUUACGAUUUUUAGAAGAAUAUUUCAGCUUUGUUGAUCCAUACAAUGCAAGUGAAUGGUGGGCAAAACUUUGCAGGUCCAUAGAUUAAAUCUAUAUCUUCAGAGGUGAUAUAAUAGGUGUGAGUGAGAAACAUAUCAAUAUUAAGUCCUUUUUUAACUAUAAAUUCUCCUCCCUGCCCAGUAGGUGUUGAUAUGCACAAAGAAUGCAAAUUGCCAAAAACAAAAGGAGAAGAUUGUGCUAGCGAAAGUGAAUAUUUAUAUUUAAAAAAUACUUAAAUAUUGAUCUGUUUCUCACCCACACCUAUCAUAUCGCUUCAGAAGAUAUGGAUUUAACAACUGGAGUCAUAUAGAUUAAUUUAUGCAGCCUUUAUGUGCUUUUUGGACCUUCAAAGUUCUGGCUUCCAUUCACAUGCAGAGCUGAGAUUUUCUUCUAAAAAUCGAUGUUUGUGUUCAGCAGAAGAAAGAAAGUCUGUUUAAGAGAGAAACAUCUGGGAUGGCAUGAGGGUGAGUAAAUGAUGAGAGUAUUUUCAUUUUUGGGUGAAUGACCGAACUGUGCAUUGAGCAGCCUUUAGUUCUGUGUUUCCCAGCUACUGGUAUUUUAAUGCAUCACUAUCCAGUCCAGUGAAGUCUCAUGUUCCUUUUUGGAUCAUUAGGAGAAAACUAGUCUCCUUAAUAUUCCUUUUGUGCCAAUAAAACAAAUUACACUUGAAGUACUGUCCAAUUUACAAUGGAACUAAUGAUUUUCAUGUUGUUUAUUACGUGGUCCUGAGAUGCAGGUCAAGUAAACAAGUUAAAACAGAGGGGAAAUCAGGUGCAUGUCGCGAGACUCCAAUUUUUUCCACCUAAUUCCUCCUACAGAAGCCUGUAAACUCAGCUGACUGUCCAUUAUGUUGUGUAAUUUGCUUUCUUUUGUAGUUCUAACCCUGAAUUUUUGGAGACCACACUCCAUGUGAUACAGUACAGGACAUGCUUUUAAUGUUGACUAUACUGAGGUGCACUUAAACAUGUUUUAGGGUGUUAGAAGUUCUUGCUAUAUGUGUGUAUGUGCUUGUGUAUGUGUAUGUGACCCAAAGUGAUGAGCAGGUACUUUUGUCAUUUUAGGGGUAUUUUAACUGGAAUUAACUGGACCAAACUGAAACCAGGGAGCUCAGAGAACCUCUGUUAAAAUAAUCAUGGCCUUUUCAAUGACUGCAGUAUGUCAUAACAAUGUCCUCCUGAAGACUGCUGUAUGCCACCACUAUGCCUUCUGUAGGGCUGCAUUUGUCACAUCUGUGCCUUUUAUUCAGACUGCUGUGUCUGACAAGUGACCUCUAAAAACACCGUGCCUCUCCUCUCCUCUUUUGUUUUCUAUUUUUUUUCUUUCAGAAAUGUUUUAUAUAUAUAUAUAUAUAUAUAUAUAUAUAUAUAUAUAUAUAUAUAUAUAUAUAUAUAUAUAACUAUUUGUGUUAUACUGUUGUAUCUAUUGUUUUGGGGGCUCAGAGUGUUAGAGUUUUGCUGCUUUAUGUGGUAUUUUGCUUUCAUUUAUUAUGUUAUAACAGAGUUGAUGUUAAGUAUAGCAUGUGUUUAGAAGAGACUGAGUGAAACUUGGUUUGGGGGAAAUCUCAAGAUACACAUCCAAACAAAAAAUGACAAUCCACAGAGUUCACAUCUUACAGGUUACACACACCAUGUGAGAUAAGAGACAUGUGCGAGCCACACACAUUUUCGCACACUGCCAGUAUCAUUGAGGACAGUGUCUCUCAGUCACUCCACAUUGUGUGUGUAUGUGUGUGUGUGCGUGUGUAUGUGUGGUCAUGCCUGUGUGUUCAAGUGAAACAUCCAUUCUCUCUCUAUUAGAAUCUUUUAUUAUGAGCAAAACAGCCAGGAUAUAUUUAAUAUAUACAGUACAUUGUUUUUGUGUAUGAAGUACAAGGAAAUGCUAUAAUAUAUUUUAAGACUUUUUUCCAUCUUUGUAUGUGCUUUGUUUAGAGUUAAACAGCUACAAAAACAUGUUUUUUUUUGGUUUGUUUGUUUUGGCCAAAGUGUUUAAUGGGGUGUGCAAGAAUGCGUUUGUGUGUGUGUGUGUGUGUGUGUGUGUGAGUGUGUUAAAAGUACCAGUGGAUUUAUAAAAGUGGAUAAAACUCAGCAGUUUGGAGUCAGCGCUGGCCCAAAUUGAACGCAAUGCAUUCAUUGGCAGAACAUGGUUUCUUUUUGCGAUCAUUUCAUAAACACUACAUGCGUAGCGUUUUGUUUUUCUGAACAAGACAAGGUGACCUCGGCUGAGGACAUUUAGAUAAUGUAGAAUGUUAUUGCCCAAAUAUUCUUAUCUUUCCUUUUUUAGAUCUUCUUAGAACUGUUUUCUAUCUUGCAUUGUUUGUUUAAGGCCUUUUGGCAUUGUUGUAUUUAUAGUGGUAGUUUAAUAAAGCAUUUUCAAAAAGAAGAGCAAAA
Molecule: messenger RNA, 6241 nt
Organism: Myxocyprinus asiaticus (Chinese sucker)
Lineage: Eukaryota; Metazoa; Chordata; Actinopteri; Cypriniformes; Catostomidae
Gene: rbm47
Product: RNA binding motif protein 47
Exons: 6
Coding region: 281-2092 (603 amino acids)
Cellular component (GO): nucleus
Molecular function (GO): mRNA binding
Source: RefSeq, a predicted model, not a curated record